AUAUCGAUGUGGACAGCGGUGGAGGGCAAUACCAUUUUCUAUCAUCAAGGAGCUUUAUAGCUCUGAUUUCGAGCGUCUUGAAUCUCGCAUAAACCGUGAAUAUUGCGGACCGCGACCAUCAGUGAAAGGAGUCGUAGACAUUUGAUUAACGAGGUGUAGCCUUUCUGAAGGUGCUAUACGGAAUAUAGAACUCCCAGAAAUUUACAUGCACCAGAUACACGCAUCAUCGCUCAGGAAGGGUCCUUGAUGAAAAUAAACGGUCUACAUAGUCUAACCUGUCUUCAACCAACAUGGAGUGGGUAUCUUUACAACACACCAGAAGAAGUUCAUCAGUAGAGUUCGGAAGCAAAACGGGAAAUAUUUUGGAAGGUGGAAACAGUUUUCUGACAGUUUCAAGGGAACUCACGGAGGCGUAGUCAGUUGUGGUCGAUGAGCUGUGUUGUGUGACAUGUGAAUGUACAGGCAAACAACACCAUGAAGCAAGAGGCUUUAUUUUACUGUUACAGUGUGCAACACUGUGGCUGUGUCUUUCCUGUGGGCGACAGGCUAAGUAAGAGAAGUUUGUAGCGUUACCACAACAACAGCAACUGGAGAAUGGCCGCUUUAACUUUUCCAAAGGUCGAGGAAUGGCUUGACGCCAAUCCAGAGAACACUCAGGAUUAUUUCUUACGCAAAGCUGACAUGAUUUUGGUGAAUAAAUGGUUGGUGGCGCACGGAUUUCAGACAAUUCAAGAGUACCUGUCGGGUCGACGUGGAUCUCUGUCUCAGGACAGCAGCACGCCUAAUUCUCCCGUAGAGCUAAAAUGUGGAGACGGCUUCUUCUCCGAAACCCGGCACCAUAGAUCAAACUCCAAGAAACACCUACGACAGGAUUUCGCGAAGUCUAAAAUGAGAAACAUGUUCAGAACUUACGAGCUGCCUGCCUCGAGUGAUACAAGCACUGAAGCUCGACGGAGCAGUCUGAAGGAGAUGAGACAGUACAAGUCUCUACCCCCGACAUCUAUAAACAUGUUGAGCAUGCUGAUUCAGUCCAGAGUACGUCUACCUCGAUACCCCAGCAAAGACGCCGAUAUGAAGCGUGAAUUGAGGCAUAUUAAUGAGAGAGAUUUCUUCCUGGAGAUAGUCAAAGAUAUCUCUAACGAUCUCGAUAUAAAGAGUCUUAGUACGAAAAUAGUUGCCAAUGUUGGCUUGCUUGUGGAUGCUGACAAUGGGUCCUUGUUCUUUGUGGAAAAUAAAGCUGGCAAACAAAUUCUUGUGUCGAAACUUUUCGACGUUCACACGGGAGCUAACAUUCUGCCCGCCUCUGAGGUUGAGUGGACGACUCAGGUACCAUGGGGGAAGGGAAUCAUAGGUCACGUGGCAGAGACAGGGGAUACGGUUAACCUAAGGCAUGCCGGACAGGAUCCUCGCUAUUCGAACGACGUGGACCGAAUCACAGGCUACAAAACUGACUCCUUGCUGUGCAUGCCGAUACGUGACGCCGACGACGAGAUUAUUGGCGUUUCUCAAGUCAUCAACAAAAAUGGUGGGGAAGGCUUCACUGUUGACGACGAAAAGAUGUUGGCCACGUAUCUGACAUUCUGUGGAAUCGCCAUUCACAACGCCCACAUAUUCGAAGCAUACACGCGAGAGUACGAGAGAAAUAAGGCUUUGUUAGAAGUUGUCCAUGACCUGUUUGAGGAGCAGACAUCUUUUGAAAACGUGAUACAGAUGAUUAUGCAGAGAACCCAGACGUUGUUAAAAUGUGAACGAUGUUCCGUCCUUCUCAGAGAAAACACGAGCGAGCCAUCCUUUACCAAAGUCUUCGAUCUGGCGUAUCCAGUAAGAAAUGGUCACUCUAAGCUUAGGGGGUCUAGCUUGCCGAAUGCUCACGGUAUUUACACAUCCUACGACCACUUCGCUCUACCUCGUGCUCGUGCCCGGUGUUACAGCGCAGACAACCUGUCGGAUCUCAAAUUGGCCAACAAAAUAGCAGAGCUAGUGCUAGUAACUGGAGAGACAAUAAACAUCACGGACGCUUAUCAAGAUCCGAGGUUCGACCCCGAGACAGAUAAGCUGACCGGUUUCCACACACGAAGUAUACUUUGUAAGCCAAUUCGAAACAACAAGUUCCAGAUCAUUGGUGUAGCUCAAAUAGUCAAUCGCACAGAUGGACGGCCGUUUGAUGACUGUGACGAUCAGUUGUUUGAGGCUUUCGCCAUAUUCUGUGGGCUUGGGAUGACUAAUGCUAUGCUAUACGAGGAGGUGUUGAAGAUAUCCGCCAAACAGUCGGUUGCACUGGAGGUUCUAUCAUAUCAUGCCUCCGUGAAUGGCGAUGAAGUCAUGAAAACAAAGCUCCAGCCGGUACCGGAGGCAAACCACUGGAACCUUAAGAGCUUAACGUUCAAUGAUUUCUCCCUAAAUCGGGACGAGAUGGUCCUGGCUGGAAUCCGGAUAUUCCAAGACUUAGGACUCAUCCGCAGAUACAAGAUAGACUACGAGACACUCUGUCGUUGGAUGUUGACAGUUCGGAAAAAUUACAGAAAUGUGGCAUAUCAUAAUUGGCGGCACGCUUUUAACGUAUGUCAAGUGAUGUUCGCCAUCCUAACGCAAUGUAACAUGCGGAACCACCUUACGGAGAAGGAAUGUCUGGGUCUGGCUGUAGCUGCACUCUGUCACGACCUGGAUCACCGAGGCACCAACAAUGCAUUUCAACAAAAAACGAGUUCGGCCCUGGCUCAGCUGUACGGUACUAAGGCUACACUGGAGCACCACCACUUCAACCAUGCCGUUAUGAUCCUGAACAGCGAGGUCAAGUUAAGCUCAGGAAACCAAAGUGGCGCUAAGGGUAAUAACAUAUUUGCUAACGUCAGCUCCGAGGAAUACGUAGAGGUUAUGAAUAUCCUGAAGCAGGCGAUUCUAGCCACAGACCUCUCCGUCCAUCUACAAGGUCGAUCCAAAUUCUUCGCCAUGGUUGAGGAAGAUGGUGUUGGUUGGGAGGACAAAGAGAGGAAGACUGUUCUUCGUGACAUCCUUAUGACAGCCUGUGACGUGGCCGCCAUUACCAAACCAUGGGAGGUUCAGAGACAGGUAGCAGAUUUGGUCAUGUCCGAAUUCUUCGAUCAGGGCGACAAAGAGAGGAACGAACUAAAUAUUCAGCCUCAGGCUUUAAUGGACCGGGAAAGACAGGAUGAGCUGCCAAAGUUACAACUGGGGUGGAUCGACGGCAUAUGUCUGCCUCUCUAUAAGGCGCUGGCCAAAAUGGAGCCUAAGUUCCAGCCGAUGUUAGAUGGAGUACUGGCAAACCGACAACAGUGGGAAAUACUGGAUGCCGAGCGGCUAUCGAAGCAAGCGUUCAUUGAAACCGGAGUGUGACAUAUAGAUCGAGGUUCAUACAUGGAUAAAUUUAUAUAGUUAUAUAUAGUUACGUGUCCACGUAAUAUGACAUUGGAUGAAAUCACACGUGCCCAUACGAUGGCAUACUGUCAUCCUCAGUCAAUGACAUUUGACUAUCUGGCCUAGUGAUAAUAUGACAGUAACGACAACCAUUGCUGUCAAAAUCGUCUCAUGAAUUCAUCGCUAUUGGUACGAGUGUUGAGUGUUAAGGGAUUGAACAAAUCUGAUUCAUAAGUGUGUGCAUCUCGUGAGACGAAGCAAUGAUGAGGUCACUUUAUUUCAACGUCACACGCUUCCGAGAUAGCAGAAAUGGCCGGAGACCCGGCCCAGACGAUACGAGUUGUGAUCAAGACGAUGGUGCUGAGACAAAGACCCCAGGCCAGCAGCAGUAACACUGUAACAGCGUGACGUGGUGAUUAUUAGUCAAUGUGAUUUUUGCAAUGAAAGACAGCGAACAGAUAAACACUGAAAUCUCUGAGCCGUGUGGAAAGCCAAUGUCUUUUUACAAAGAGUUGUCUUGUAUUGAGGUCACUACAAUACUGUUAAACAAUCAAGGGGAGAUUACUCUCGGGGAAAAGAAAUGUACGAUAGAUAUGAAAGCGCGGACACAGAUGAACGAGUUCUCAAGAUCAAUCUUAAAAUAUUUUCACCAUAAAAAAUGUACAACAUAGAGAGUAAAACAGCAGGAGAGGCGACAUUGUGAUAACUGGCAGAUGCUCCCAGAUAACCAUGGCUUAACUUAGGAUGCAGACGUACCCUAAGCCUGGUGUGAACUUGUGAAAGAUUCGUGUGUUCAGAAUGCUGAGUGACUGGCCAAAGGUCACAUUGCAGCAAUAACUCUGUUUGUUGUACGACCAUUUUGCAGAGCUUGGCGUGAAAAAAGUGCAAAGUGGUAAAUCCGCAUCACAGACAUAACCGUACAUGGCUAAAGACACUUAUGUAUUGCUAUCCAUUAAGACUUAAAGCCCAACCACCGUGUCCACUUGUAAAUAGCGCAUAGGGGUAUCGGAGUUACAACAAUAUGUUGAUGUCCACCAAGCACAAUUUUACAAUGUCUUUACUACUUAUAAAUUUCAAACCUUUUAUUUAACUCUUGAUUUAAACUGUUGCACUUUUCAAUAACUUUACAACGUAGAUUAGUUACAUUCUAGUCUUAUUAUCAGGCUUAUCACACCUUAUGCAUAACAAAUGCAACUUUAUUCCAGACCAAAGCUAAAUCUAACUAAUUCUAACCGGUUUAAAUCUUAAUAAACUUCAUAAAACUCCUCAUUAAAGUUUUGCUGAAGUGUUACAAGAAAUAUGUUCGGAUGUUAUGUGAAAAUGGAUGUGCGUGAAUUUUCUUACUGCUUUUCUCAUGGUGUGAUUAUUACAGGUUCGAAUUAAUUAUUUUGGCACCAUCUUAUAAUGAACAGAACCCAGCGUAUUGUUAUAGUGAUGGGCAUGCGAACACUUCUACUGCUAAAACUGUCCUGACAUUUUGCCUUUAAAUAGUUGCUGUAAAAGACAUCAUUAUCUCUGUUAUAACUUUUAAUGCCACACUUCUGUCACUCUACAUCUUUUGUCAUUCCUCUUGCACACGGUGUUGUUUGGCAUAGUAAUAUCACGCGAUAUUUUAGUGGUUUUCUGUGCAGAAAUCAUCACUCAUGGCAAUGGUUAUCUUAUAAUAACACUUCACACAACACCGCUCAAAAAACUGGGUUAGAACGGUUGUCAUGGGCACCUGGCGAACACUUAUAGUCAAAAACUUAUAAUAAUAAGCAAAGAACUGAGCAUAAUCUUGCGCAAAGGCCAAAGUCUGUAGUGUUACAUUUUGAUUAUCUCACGUAUGACGUCCUGCGCAUGCGUACUGCUGAACUACUCGAAACGGCUGCCUGACUUAUAUAAGACUGAAUUAAUAUUUUUCUCAGUUACAAAACCAGAUUUUCACAAUGUUUGUAAAAAAGCAAACGUGUAAGGCUUCCCGCCUAAAGUCACCUGUACAGUGUAAUAUUUGUAGUCUAUUGUUCAUUCCUGUUAGCUGGAUGACGUUUUUUGGGCAAACUGAUGACGUAGUACAUACAUCUUGAAAGAUAACAUUAAAUAGUUAAUCCAAGUUGGGAAAUGACCGAUCGGCAAAAGAUGCCCCCUUUCUUGCCCUGUUCGCCGAAAAAACCUC
Messenger RNA from Liolophura sinensis, 5530 nucleotides. RefSeq names its product dual 3',5'-cyclic-AMP and -GMP phosphodiesterase 11A-like. Gene Ontology annotation, biological process: signal transduction. Gene Ontology annotation, molecular function: protein binding; 3',5'-cyclic-nucleotide phosphodiesterase activity. The transcript has 22 exons. The coding region runs from base 595 to 3354 and encodes 919 amino acids. The record is from RefSeq and is a predicted model, not a curated record. Lineage: Eukaryota; Metazoa; Mollusca; Polyplacophora; Chitonida; Chitonidae.